GAAUUUUUGUGGAUGCUGUGAAUUCCAUGGGCCAGACCUGUCUGUUCACCGCGGCGCUGCUGGGGCUGGGCAAAAUCGUGGAUGUGCUGCUGGAAUACGGCUCCAACGCCAACCACCGCUGCCAGGACGGGAGCACCCCGGUGCACGCCGCGGCGUUUUCGGGGAGCCGGAGCAUCCUCAGCAGGCUGCUGGACGAGGGAGGAGAGCUGCGGGUGCACGACAGCCAGGGCAGGACCCCCCAGCUCUGGGCUCUGUCCGGCUGCAGGGACAGCAGCGCCCAGGUGCGCCCGGAGCGCCGGCCGGAAUGUUGAUGGGAUACUGAAAUCGUCAUCCCUCCCUGUUAAUGCAACUCCCGUCAAAGGGAGAUGGAAUUGUCGGGUUUUUUGGGUUUUUUGUGGUGAGGAAAUGCUGAGAUUCCUCUGGGGAAGUUACUGAAAGGACAACCCAGCGUGGCCAAGAACAUUUACAGCUUUGGUUUUGGGAAGUUCCACCUGGCAGGCAGUGGCCACCUGGGCUACCUGGCCUCCCUCCCAAUAAUUGGGGACAAAGAUUUGGUCCAGGCUGACGACGAGCCAGCAUUUUCUUACCACGUGGGGCCCUACAUGAUCAUGACCAACCUGAUGUGGGGAGGCAGCAGGGUGACAGUGAAGGAGCUGAGCUUCCAGCCCCAGCAGAAGAGCUGGAAGCUGCGCCUGGCUGAUCUGCUGCUGGCAGAGCAGGAGCACAGCAGCAAGCUCCGCCACCCUCACUUGCUGCAGCUGAUGUCUGUCUGUCUGUCCUGUGACCUGGAGAAAACUCGUCUGGUCUACGAGAGGGUUCACUUUGGCUCUCUCUACAGCAUCCUCCACGAAAGGCGUGCAGAGUUCCCAGUGCUGCAGACAGAGACCCUGGUGCACAUCCUGCUCCAGGUGCUGGAUGCUCUGCGCUUCCUGCACUCCCGGGGCUUCGUCCACCGCUCCCUCUCCUCCCUGGCCGUCCAGGUCGUGUCCUCGGGCGAGGGCAAGCUCUGCAACCUGGAGUACAUGAUAGAAAGCAAGGACAGUGGGGAGCACAGUGACCUGACCCGAAUCCCCGUCCCAGCCCAGCUGUUCCGCUGGAGCUCCCCUGAAAUAAUCCUGGGCAAGCCUGGCACAGUCAGGUCAGAUGUUUACAGCUUCUGUGCAGUGCUGCAGGAGGCCCUGACAGAGAGCCCUCCCUGGAAAGGUGUGGAAGACUCAGCUGUGAAGCAGCUCAUCCUUUCAGGGGAGCAGCUGGAAGCAGAUGCCAGGCUCCCCCUGCUCUAUUAUGAUGUUGUCAAGUCAGGGCUGGAACCCAAACAGAGGAAUCGCUCCAUGAAGCUUCAGGAUAUUCAAUAUGUCCUGAAAAAUGACCUGAAGGACUUGGUUAAAUCUGAAAGUGGCCACGCUGGUGGAGUACCCAAAGCCCAGAGAUCUGCUGUUCUUGCAGAUGUGAACAUCUGCUGGGCAUCAGCUUUUAGCUUCCAGAAGAGAAGAGUGGAACUCCAGGAAAAAGAGAUGAGCAGGGCUGGUGGCUUUUCUGCCCCCGAGGACUCUGUUCUGCCCAAGGAGAGCAGUGCUGUGGUGCUGCAGGAGGCAGCAGCCAGCGCAGAGCCCCCCGUGCAGGACAGCAGCCCCGGUGUCUCCUCUGAGCUGCAGACUGAGAGCGACGUGGAUGGGAGCCUGUGCAGCUUUGAGAUGAAUGAAAUCCUGGCCAGUUAUCCAGAAGGUCCCCAAGACUUCCUGGAAGGAGGACCUGGGUCAGGCCAGGCUCUAAAGGAUGCAGAAAUGCAGCAGAAGGAAGAGCAGAGCCAGUGGGAGGGUGAGGAGAAAGGAGAAUCCUCGGGGUCCAGCACGGGCUUCACUGGAGAGGAGGAGGAGGAGGAGGAGGAAGAAGAGGAGGAGAAGGAGGAAGAAGAGGAAAGGGUGAGAGAAGCCUCUGGGCUGUCCCAGGUGAGAGGAGCUGCUGGCAGGAGGCUGAGCAGCCCCUCCCAGAGCGAGCAGCACAUCAGCAAGUGCGUCCUGAACCUCAAGAUCAUGCAGAGCAUGCUGCAGCAGGCUGGGCAUUCCCUGAGCAAGACAGAGGAGAAACUGGACAGGCUGAAGGCCAUGGCAAAGCAGAAGAGGCUGCUCCAGGAGGUCAGGAUGAACCUGCUUCCCAAGGAAAGUUCUCAGGGAAGACACUGGGAUGGGUCUGAUGCCACUUCCCAAAACACCAUGAAGGUUCUUUCUGGAGUUGAUAUUUUUUUACACCAGGCUGUGGCUCCACCAUGCAGGGACUACAUUCCCCCUCCAGUAACGUGUCAGGCACCAGGCAGAGACAGCUUCCAGGCUGUUCCCAAGACAGCCAAGGAGAGAGAGGCAAUUCAGAAUGAGAAAUGGAAGAGCAAAACUGCAACCACCCAUCGUGAUGCAGGCUGCAGCCUGGGCAAAGGGCUGGAUGGUGAAGUGAGCCUAAACCAGGAGCAUUUCCUCCCACACGUGUCUGCAAGAUGCCAGAAAAAGUUCAACCUGCAGUGCCAGAGAGGAGCUGAUUCACAUCCUGCAGCAAGAAGGGGAGAGGAGAAGUGGUGCCAAUCAAAACCAAGGGUGGAAUUCUGCAGCAAAAAAAGCAGCGAGAAGAGGAGAGUGGUGCAGUCAGGAUGGAGGACUGAAGUCAAGCAGAUGGCCAGGAGAGUGGCCUCGGGUCGGCUGGGGCUCAGCUGUCCCUACCCUGGCGGCGAGUGCACGUCUGAGAGUGAAGCAGAAAGUGCCAAGGAGCCCCCCCAGGCUGGAGCCCCCCAGAGCCAGGAGCAGCACAGGGGUGGGUGGCAGCCCUGGGAGCUGGGCUCUGAGGACACGACCGACUCUGGGGAGAGUGAUCCGGACAGGACUUCCACAGGGAGGAGCUGCCAGUCCCCAGCACCAGAUGAGCAAGCAGAGUCUGGAAAAUCCAUUCCUAAGAGUUCAGUCCUUCCUCAGCAAGCUGAGAAUCUCUCUAGAGGACAUUCAAGGGAAUUACAUUGUUCCCUUAAUUCACCUCCUGAUGAGACUGAAGAAUUCUUCACUCCUGAUUAUUUCCUUCCUCCUGCUCUUGAGGGAAGGUCAGAACCAGAGACCUCAAACGCUGAGGGCAAAGCAGAAGAUGUUUGUGCAGGAUUUUUACAGAAAUUACCUGCAGAUGCAGCAUCAGCAAGCCAGGCUCCAGGAGGAAAAAUACUGUUCUGCAGCACAACACCACAGAGCUGUGGCAGUAACAAGCUGGGAGUGAAUCAGCUGAGCCAAAUGCCUGGAGCCAGUGUGGAUGCAGCACGAGAAGCGACGCUGUGGGAGCCACAGGAAGAAUGCCAAGAAAAAGAUGUAUCAGUGGCAGAUAUUCAGGAUUUGUCCAGCAUCCCCUGUGAGCAGAACUUCCAGAGGGGUGUGGAAUGUAAAACACCUCGGCUGAGCCACGCUCCCACCAGUGUCAGCACCCCCCUGGGCUCAGACGAAAAAUUUCCAUUAGCCUUUGAGAAAUACAAACAGUGCCGUGAGUUUUCUUCAGAUUCUUCCUUUUGUGGCUCUCAAGAGACCUCCUCCACCGUGUUCAAGACUUAUACCACAGCCUGUGAAGGGGAGAGGAGCAUGGAAAUUCCAGUGGUGGCUCCAAGACUUUGCCCAUUUGGACUGAAAGAGCCUGUUGGGUUGCCACCAGUUGCUUCAUCCCUGAGGAACACCAGGCAGGCACCUGCACUCUCAGAGGCAUCUCCUCCCUCCAUUGAUGAGCUGCCUCCACCAGCCCAAGAGCUGCUGGAUGAAAUUGAACACUUAAAGCAGCAAGAUUCCAUCACUCCAGACUUGGAAGGGAUGGGAUUGCAAGACUCCAGAGUGCAAGUGAAUGCUCUUGUUCAAGUUCAAAUGGAAAACAGAGAGUCAGGAGAAGAAUCUGAGAGAAAUGAGAAGACAAAUCAGAGUUUAUGGACUAAGGAGUCAUUUAAUCUAGCAGAGGAUACAGAAAGGGCUCACUCCAGCCUGGAUGAUGCUUUGGAGAGAAUGCUCCAUGCAGUUCCUGGGGAUGAGGAGAUCCAAGAACAACCUCAGGGACACACUCUUGGGGCUGCCAGCCUGCAGGAUCCAGAAGAUGCUGGAAGGAAGAAUGGAGGAGAGGAGAGAGGAGCCUGGGCUGGAGGCAGAGCACCAGGAAGCUGUGCAGGGACUUCAGCAGAUGAGAGCAAGGAUCAGAAAUCCCACCCCCAGCAGCAGCUGGCUCCAACUCCACCCUUCAGGAUAAUUGUUUUGGAUGAGAGCUCUCUCCAUGAUUAACACACAGAGUGAAUAAGUUCUACACAUCACCUGCUUGCUGCUGCUUGCCCAGUGUUUAGUCUGUGAAUUACAGCCCUUUCUGGCCACAUAAACACCUGUAAAGCUCAGAUUUCCUUUAACAGCAGCAGCAAGAAGAAAAUCCCAUGCUCUGUGUUCUGAAAUGGUUUGUACUGGUUUGAUGCCAUUGUUGCAUGCCCAGGCAGUGUCAAUGUGCAGAAUUGAGCUGUU
Messenger RNA from Onychostruthus taczanowskii (white-rumped snowfinch), 4505 nucleotides. RefSeq names its product testis expressed 14, intercellular bridge forming factor (gene TEX14). NCBI's taxonomy places the organism in Eukaryota, Metazoa, Chordata, Aves, Passeriformes, Passeridae. The annotation marks the transcript as partial. The record is from RefSeq and is a predicted model, not a curated record. Gene Ontology annotation, cellular component: midbody; intercellular bridge; kinetochore. Gene Ontology annotation, molecular function: protein kinase activity; protein binding; ATP binding. The transcript has 29 exons. Gene Ontology annotation, biological process: mitotic spindle assembly checkpoint signaling; protein phosphorylation; intercellular bridge organization.